AUGUUGAGAGUAGCUGGAGCUACCACCUUGCGCCUACUCAAAGUACCAUCUACACGUCUAUACUCCGCAGCUCAGCCUCAGCUUCAUGGCGACGUCGCUCAACUGAAAAGGUCGUAUCUUUAUGUUCCCUGCUCGUCGGACCGCAUGCUCCAGAAGAGCGUUUCUACUGGCGCAGACACCAUCAUAUAUGAUUUAGAAGAUAGCGUGGCGCCUUCGGAGAAGGACAAGUCGGCUGCUCGAGGGAAGCUCGCGGAUUUCCUCGCUUCGUCCCCAGAUGCGCCAGACAGCUCUCGUAUCGCUGUACGCUUAAAUGAUGUUACAACGCCGUUCUUUGAGAGAGAUCUGGAUAAAGCUCUUCGCCUUUUGCGGAUCCCGGGAACACUCGUUUUGCCCAAGGUUCACUCGCCUGACUACCUCGACAGGGUCGCUUACAUCGUAGACUCCGUUGCUGGCUCUCUGGACUCUCCGUUACGACUUGUGGCUAGUAUUGAAAGUGCCAGGUCUCUCUACAACAUCGGAAGCAUCGCAGGAUGGCGAGAUAGGUCCGGCAAGAGCCGCAUCGCGGCGCUGCUCUUCGCUGCUGAGGACUACUGUGCGGAUACUGGCAUCAUACGCACGCAUGAGCGAACAGAGCUCUUGUACACACGCUCGCAGGUGGUGGUAACGGCAAAGGCGUUCGGGCUGGAGGCCAUCGACAUGGUGUGCGUGAACUACAAGGAUCCGGAGUAUCUCAAGGAAGAGUGUGAAGAUGGGCGUCGUCUUGGGUUCACGGGCAAGCAAGCAAUUCAUCCGAUACAGGUAGACACGAUUCACAGAACCUUCGCGCCAUCAGAGAAAGAGGUCUAUCGCGCGGCAAAGAUCGUCCAUCAGAUGGCUCAAGCUCACGCUUCGGAGAAGGGAGCCAUUGGGCUCGACUUAGGCGACGGGAAGGACGGGAAGGAGAUGGUCGAUGCGCCGAUGCUGAAACAAGCUGAGAACACACUGAAGGUUGCUCGCGCAGCUGGAAUCCCAAUUCCCGAGUUUUAG
Molecule: messenger RNA, 1026 nt
Organism: Peniophora sp. CBMAI 1063
Lineage: Eukaryota; Fungi; Basidiomycota; Agaricomycetes; Russulales; Peniophoraceae
Source: the annotation of a GenBank genome assembly